AGCUAUCUUGUAUUAAUGUAUACAUUCUGUGUUUGUGAUCGAUUAUUAGGCUAUUCACCUUAUUGAUGUAGCCUAUAUAGUAAGUUGGAUUUAAACUUAGUCUAUUUCUGAGAAAAGUAGUGCCAAAGGUGAUUUGUGUUUGUUUCAUGGGCACGUUGAGUCACUGUUGGGAAGACGAUAAGAUGAAUUGUUCUGUGACGUUCGGAAACCUCCACCUCCUCCAAAGCGAGCCGCUCCCACGAAACGAAUCGAAACGAAAAGGAAUGCCUGCCUGCGCAUAUAUAUAUCUCAUUCCUCUUCAGUAUCACGCAUUUCUGGUAGGCUACUUUCACUGACAGGCAAAGAGGAAAAUGGGCAAUGAGGUGUCAACCGCGUCUGGAGUUAAGCCGCAGCCAGGAGACCUGAUAGAGAUCUUCCGUGGCUCCUACCAGCACUGGGCUGUUUAUAUUGGCGAUGGAUUUGUUGUCCAUUUGGCACCGCCUUCGGAGAACCCAGGGGCUGGAGCCUACAGCAUGAUGUCCAUCGUUUGCGAUAGAGCCCUGGUGGCGCGGGCUGGGUUCUGGGAAGUAGUGGGGACCGACGAGUGGAGGAUCAACAACAUCCUGGAUGACCAGUGUGAGCCCCGGCGUGCCGACCUGGUGGUGCAGGAGGCCCGUCGCUUGGUGGGCGCCGAGUUGCCCUACAGUGUCUUCCAGAGCAACUGCGAGCACUUUGCUACCGAACUGCGCUACGGCAAGGCCCAGUCUCGACAGGUGCACCAGGCAGUCGGGGCUGCCGCAGUAUCAGUCGGGGCCUUAGUCGUUUUGGGUGUUGUGGUCAAGACCUUUUUGGAAGCGGGAGAAGAGAGGAAGAGAACACGGCGUUAUUGACAUCUGUUGAUCUGGAGGUGCUUGAUACCUAGCUUGGUGCUAGGUACCCUUCGGCGUCUUCUGCAUACGGAAUGGGGGGGUGCCUCACUACGUCUCUAAUAGACGCUGUGAGCAUCUUUCCUAUUGGAUCGUUUUUAGGAUAUUUUGAUAACUAAGAAUAUGACAGCUUUUCCAGUCUCACCAAUAUGCGCACAGAUCGCACGGUUUGACACUUUCAAAAGGCGUGCAGUACAUACGCCAAAAGACCAUUUCGUGUGCAUACGAUACGCAAAACCCAGCAUUAACUACUGUGGAGGGC
Gadus morhua (Atlantic cod) is the source of this 1167-nucleotide messenger RNA. RefSeq names its product phospholipase A and acyltransferase 3-like. Gene Ontology annotation, molecular function: glycerophospholipid phospholipase A1 activity; A2-type glycerophospholipase activity. Lineage: Eukaryota; Metazoa; Chordata; Actinopteri; Gadiformes; Gadidae. The transcript has 5 exons. Gene Ontology annotation, biological process: N-acylphosphatidylethanolamine metabolic process. The record is from RefSeq and is a predicted model, not a curated record. The coding region runs from base 351 to 869 and encodes 172 amino acids. Gene Ontology annotation, cellular component: cytoplasm.